This is a messenger RNA of Chelmon rostratus (copperband butterflyfish), 1325 nucleotides long. RefSeq names its product fibroleukin-like. The transcript is spliced from 3 exons. The record is from RefSeq and is a predicted model, not a curated record. The coding region runs from base 1 to 969 and encodes 322 amino acids. NCBI's taxonomy places the organism in Eukaryota, Metazoa, Chordata, Actinopteri, Chaetodontiformes, Chaetodontidae.
AUGAUUCCAGUCCCUUCCCCCAGUGCCCAAACUACCUCCACAACCAGCCCUGACCUCAGGUCAACAGCCCGUCCCACCUGGGGCCCUGAGCCCCUGGCUGCUGAAGCCUCCACUCCCAGUGCACGUGAGCUGAGAGUGAAAAUCAACCAGGUGGCUGCUUUCUUCAAUAACAGCCUGAGUCCAAAUGGAAGACCACCGGACAGGCGUCCAGUGGAGUACCCAGAGGACAACCAGGGAGGCAGCAAAGCUUCAAAGACAAUAAAUCUUUUAUGGAGAGACUGCUCCGACCACCUGCUCAGGGGGGAGACGAGAAGCGGGGUGUACGUGGUGACCCCUGACCUCCGCAGCAGAAGCUUCCCGGUCUUCUGCGACAUGGAGCUGGACGGAGGAGGAUGGACGCUACUGCAGCGCCGACAGGACGGCAGCGUGAGCUUCAACCGCACCUGGGCUGACUACAGAUCAGGCUUCGGGAAGCUGGACGGAGGGGAGUUCUGGCUGGGCAACAAUAUGAUCCACCUGCUGACCCGGGACAGAGACAUGGCGCUGCGGGUGGAGCUGGAGGACUUUGACGGAGUGAUGGAGUAUGCAGAGUACCAGCAGUUCAGAGUGGCAAGUGAACGGAUGCGGUACAGACUGACGGUGGGCGGGUACUCGGGUACUGCAGGUGAUGCUCUGCGCUUCAGCAAAAGUUAUGAUCACAACAACAGGGCGUUCACCACCCCGGACAGAGACCACGACCGCUAUCCAUCUGGGAACUGCGGGGCCUACUACAGCUCCGGCUGGUGGUUUGAUGCCUGCAUGGCUGCAAACCUCAACGGGAGAUACUAUGUGGGGAGGUAUAAGGGGGUUCGGGAUGGGAUUUUCUGGGGAACGUGGCAUAAUAUAUCUUCAGAGUACUACCCCACCAAUGACAGACAGUCUUUCAAAACAGUCAGGAUGCUGAUCAGACCGAAGGGCUUCACACCGUGAGCUGUGACUCUCUGCAAGGGCAUGAAAAGAAAAGGUCUAACUACUAACUGCAACCAUAAGCUCCUAAGAUGCUCUUUACAAUCAUAUAAAACCCAGUAUACUAUCCACACAGUUAUUUUUCACUAUUAACGCAAUGCUGCCGCCUUGUGGUGUUUGAUUCUGCAAUACUGAUUUGUUUACAGGAUACUAUGACGAUAGCUGAGGGUGUACAUAGUUCCAAAGGUUAUUGUAGUAAUAAUUACAUUGUAUCUUUUUUUAAACCUUAAUAUGCCAUUAGGUUUUUCUGAGAGUGGAAUUUGUUUGCUGACGACAGAGGGGAUCCUCUUGUGAAGAGUUAUUUUUCAGUUAAGUCUGAA